AUGGCUGAAGUAGACUCUCACGUUGAUAAGCGGAAGAAGGAGGAGGCGAAUGACCUUGUACAAAAAUCUGCUCUCGGGAAUAGCGUGCACUUCACGCCGAAUUCAACUUGGAGAAAUUCAAAGCCUAUCUCCGCCACGAUCAGUUCGUCCAUGGCAGUCUUUCUCGACCGCGAUAUAUUGUUAGGUGGCGAGGAUCCCACCUUGAAAGAACAGCCCCAAUCCCAUCGCCUCGACCCCAACCUACUUUGCCCUCGUAACACCACCGAGCGCCCCCUCUCGGACGUCCUCAAUCUCCUCGCCUUCACCUUGAAGAAGAUCAACGUCUACCUCCACCAUGACAAGUUCAUCCAAGGCGUCAUGCGAUCUUACGACAACUGCGUGCUUACUCGAAAGCACAUGCCCGCCUCUGCCUCCCCGAAAAAAUUCCUUCCAGCCAGACCAAGAGCUGUCGUUGCUGGCGGACACCUUCCCGCCUUCUUCUUUACGAUAAAUCUGGCUCUGGUGGCUACGAUAAAUCUGGUCCGGGUGGAUAUGACGAUGCUCCACCCCGCAACGGAAACUAUGCUGGUGACGAGAACCUCAAGCCCUGGCAGCGUAGCCCAGCUGGCGCUGCGGCUUCCUGGGCGCAGCAGCGCGGCCGAGAUGACCGAGACGGUGGUUCCUCAGGCGCAUUUUCUCCUUGGGCAGCUGAAGCAGGAGGUGGCGGAAACAACUACGGCUACAACAACUACAGUGCGGCUCUGGAAGAUCCUCCUGGUGCGAAUCCUUAGCAGCAACCGGCUGCACCUCCAGGAAAUCAACAGUACGGAUAUAGAGGCUACGGCGCGACUUUGUACGAUCAGCAAGCCCCUAGUUACGGCUAAGCCCCUGGAAUGGGUGCUCCCGCGGGUAUGGCUCCACCGCCUGGACUCGAGGCUUUCUUCCAGAACUCCGGCAGUGCGACUAGCCCGCCUCUUCCACAGCUGCCCGGAAAGGCUCUUCGUGGAUUAUACCGGAGAGGACAGUCCAAGAUCUGUUGUUUACUGCAGCCGCAGCCCAGUUGCCAUUGCUAGCAGCGUCAAGAGGAUCACCAAGGCUGCUGGAAAGCACAAUGUCCUCACAGUCCGCCCGGAGCUAGCGAGAGCAAGAUAUGCUAUUCCCGGAGACCUUAACAUCGGAUCUUUUUGCAGUGUGCUUGACCCCCUGACAUGGGAGCAUGUCCACGAUGCCGGACCCUUCCGAGACGCCGUCAACCGUGUUGGCCAGUUUGCCGUGUGCUUGACCACCCUGACAUGGGAGCGUGUCCGCAAUGCCGGAUCCUAUCGAGACGCCGUCAACCGUGUUGGCCAGUUUGCCGUGUGCUUGACCACCCUGACACGGGAGCAUGUCCGCAGUGAUGGGUCCUUCCGAGACGCCGUCAACCGUGUUGACCAGUUCGCCCAAGAGCAUCUAACGCCGAAGAACCUCGAGUUCGCGUUUGACGCGAUAGACGGAUGUACCUUGAGACACGUAGAUCAUCCGUGGAUGGAAUAUGGCGAUACAGGCGAGAUCGAUCUUCAAAAGGAUGACACCCCGGCGGGCCGGAAGGAUGCUGACGUCGGAGGCGUCUUCUCCCCACACAAGAUCAUGUCGAUGCGGAUAACUUCUCGCAUGGAUCUGUAUCUGUGUCCAAGUGCGACCGUUGAAAGACAAUGGCACACUUCACACCAGCCCGAGCGCAAACAGUUGCACCGCGAGUUGCAACCAGGCGUCUGA
Molecule: messenger RNA, 1734 nt
Organism: Mytilinidion resinicola
Lineage: Eukaryota; Fungi; Ascomycota; Dothideomycetes; Mytilinidiales; Mytilinidiaceae
Exons: 7
Coding region: 1-1734 (577 amino acids)
Source: RefSeq, a predicted model, not a curated record